GGGGCAAAGCCCGCGCCCCCCCGCGCCCGCCUCUGCGCAGAGGCUGGGGGCCUGUUUAUCUGGAGGCCCCCACCCCCCCUCCACCCCGGGGGGCCCGCUCCCCCCGCGCCCCGGGGAGCUCUGGGGCCAGAUAAGCUGGCAAGCUGGCACGGCGCCGCGCAGCGGGGCGGAGAGGUCAGAGGAGGGGGGGCGCGCCGGGGGCGGGCUGGACCCCCCCCCAACUUGACAAAACCUAAUAACAGCCCGGUCUCCCCGGCGCAGCGGGCGAAGCCCCACGGGAGGGCAGAGACGUGGCAAGAGGGGACCUGCCGAGCCUGUUCUGGCCUCCGAGGCCGGGGUGGGGGGGGCGGGCUGGGCGUGGGGGGGGCCGGCGGCUGCGGCACCUUUAAGACAAGGGAGGACCCCUCUUGCCCUCGGAGAAACCAGGAAGGGAGUCGCGAGCAUCAUACGGGGCUUUGGCUGUACUGUACAGUUACUGUAGGGGCAGUGACGCCGCCGCCGCCGCCGGAGCGAGGGAGCGACGAGGGGAGAGCGCGAGAGGCGGAGAGCGAGAGACGCGGACCCCGGAGGCGAGCGGCCGAGGAGCCCAGUCCCAACUCCGGGCCCCGGCCCCUCGCGCCCCGGCCCGGCCCGGCCCCGGCCCGGCCGCGCGAGGUCUCGGCGCGGAAGAUGGCCGGCGGCGUGGACGGCCCCAUCGGGAUCCCGUUCCCUGACCACAGCAGCGACAUCCUGAGCGGGCUCAACGAGCAGCGGACGCAGGGCCUGCUGUGCGACGUGGUGAUCCUGGUGGAGGGCCGGGAGUUCCCCACGCACCGCUCAGUGCUGGCGGCCUGCAGCCAGUACUUCAAGAAGCUGUUCACGUCGGGCGCCGUGGUGGACCAGCAGAACGUGUACGAGAUCGACUUCGUCAGUGCCGAGGCGCUCACGGCCCUCAUGGACUUCGCCUACACGGCCACGCUCACCGUCAGCACGGCCAACGUGGGCGACAUCCUCAGUGCCGCCCGCCUGCUCGAGAUCCCCGCCGUGAGCCACGUCUGCGCUGACCUCCUCGACCGGCAGAUCCUGGCGGCCGACGCAGGAGCCGACACCGGGCAGCUUGACCUCGUCGAUCAGACCGACCAGCGGAACCUGCUCCGGGCCAAGGAGUACCUCGAGUUCUUCCAGAGCAACCCCAUGAACAGCCUGCCCCCCGCCGCCGCUGCCGCCGCCGCCGCCUUCCCCUGGUCUGCCUUCGGCGCGUCCGAUGACGACCUGGAUGCCACCAAGGAGGCCGUGGCCGCGGCCGUGGCUGCCGUGGCCGCUGGCGACUGCAACGGCUUGGACUUCUACGGGCCGGGACCGCCGGGCGAUCGGCCCUCAGCCGGGGAUGGGGAUGAGGGCGACAGCAACCCAGGUCUGUGGCCCGAGCGGGAUGAAGAUGCCCCCACCGGGGGUCUCUUCCCACCCCCCGUGGUCCCGCCGGCCACCACCACGCAGAACGGCCACUACGGCCGGGGUGGGGAGGAGGAGGCGGCCUCGCUGUCGGAGGCAGCCCCCGAGCCGGGCGACUCUCCGGGCUUCCUGUCAGGUGCAGCCGAGGAUGGGGACGGGGACGGGCCCGAAGCGGACGGGCUGGCGGCCAGCACGCUGCUGCAGCAGAUGAUGUCAUCGGUGGGCCGGGCGGGGGCGGCGGCGGCGGGGGACAGUGACGACGAGUCGCGGGCAGACGACAAGGGCGUCGUGGACUACUACCUGAAGUACUUCAGUGGCGCCCACGACGGGGAUGUUUACCCGGCCUGGUCGCAGAAGGUGGAAAAGAAGAUCCGGGCCAAGGCCUUCCAGAAGUGCCCCAUCUGCGAGAAGGUCAUCCAGGGCGCGGGCAAGCUGCCUCGGCACAUCCGGACCCACACUGGGGAGAAGCCCUACGAGUGCAACAUCUGCAAGGUCCGCUUCACCAGGCAGGACAAGCUCAAGGUGCACAUGAGGAAGCACACGGGCGAGAAGCCGUACCUGUGCCAGCAGUGCGGGGCGGCCUUUGCCCACAACUACGACCUGAAGAACCACAUGCGCGUGCACACGGGCCUGCGUCCCUACCAGUGUGACAGCUGCUGCAAGACCUUCGUCCGCUCCGACCACCUGCACAGACACCUCAAGAAGGACGGCUGCAACGGCGUCCCCUCGCGCCGCGGCCGCAAGCCCCGCGUCCGGGGCGGGGGGCUCGGAGGGCCCGAACCCUCCCCGGGGGCCGCUGCCCCGCCUGGCGCCCCGGCCCCGCCCGGCUCCCCUGAUGCCCGGCGCAACGGCCAGGAGAAGCACUUUAAGGACGAGGAGGAGGACGAGGAGGCGGCCAGCCCCGAGGGCCUGAGCAGGUUGAAUGUAGCGGGUGCCGGCGCAGGGGGAGGCGACGGGGGCACCGGGCCUACCGCCGACGGCAGCUUUGCGGCCGGACUUGCCUGAAAACCAAAAAGAGAAAACAAAAACCCGAGAGAGAGAGAGAGAGAGAGAGACAGAGACAGAGAGAGAGAGAGAGAGAGAAAGAGAAAAUCACCCACCACCCCCCAAAAAACACAAAAAAAGAAAAUCUAUCUAUAUACAGAUAUCUAUAUCUAUAUAUAUAUAUACAGAUAUAUAUAUAUGAAACGUCACAGAAUCUAGGGUAGUGCUUUUCUCAGAUUUUUCUCCUUCAUGAUGUUCUCUCCCUCCACGGGGACCCUCGCCCCCGCUCCGGCUCCCCAUCCCCCCAUCCCGUCGAUGGGUUUCGGGGCUCACUUUGGGGGUUUUGUGGGACACAGAUGCGGAGGCCCCCGGACGUCCCCCAGCGCGGAGUCUGGGGUCCCAUCUGAGGCCUGGUCAGGGCCCUAGGCCCCAGGUGGGGGUGAGGGUGGCCGUGAGGGGCUGGGGACGGGGGGUGGGGUGGGCUUUUGUUUUCCUCCCCUCGCUGGUUUCUACGAGUCUUUCAGACAGGACCUUAAACGCUCUCUGUCCGCUGUGAGUGGACGUUAAAAUGUACCCCGUCCCCACCCCCCACCCUCCUUCCUCAGGGCACUUACUAAGUGGGGGUCUCCCCGCCUCCGUCUCCCCAAUGGCCUCCCCACCUCCUGGUCCUGCCUGUGGUCCUCUGUGUCUCCUGGCCGCUGUGACACAAAUCUAUUUAUUUCCAGGCCUGGAGAGAGGGGAGCCCCGGGGCGUGGGGGGUGCGGGGGGCACCAGGGCGGCUCCCAGGGGCUCCCGCCGCCUCCCUUCUCGGCACUUACACCCCGGCGGACCCCCACCCCCACCCCGGACCUCCGCUCAGGGCGCCCCCCUCCCCCUGGCCCCACCUGCACUCCCUGACCAGGCCGCCCAGACCCCACGAGACGACGUUUGGAGAUUCGAAACUUUUUUGUCUUCACCCUCCGACCCCUGCCCUCUCCCCAAGUUUUUAAAGCACUUUUUAGAUUUUUUUUUUCUUUUCCUCCUUAAAAACAAAAUUUAUAUAUAGAUAUAUAUAGAUAUAUAUAUAUAAAAUAUACUUUCCUCAGUGGAGCAGACAACAGUGUGGGGCAGACCAGCCCAGAGCAGAGGGAGCCCAGGGUCUUGUGGUGGCAGGGAGGAGGGGAGCGAGUCCAGAAGUUCCGGUGUCACAAAAGCAAUAAAAACAAGAUUUUACAAAAUGAAAGGAAAAACAAAAAACAAAAAAAAAACAAAAAAAAAAAAAACAAAAAAAACAUAAAAAAAAAGACAACCAACCACAAAUAGAAGUCUCGGCACUUUGUAACAGAACGGGUACUACACUUUAUCUUAAUUCUUAAUUUAAAAACAUGUUUACAAGUCGCAACCAACUUCUAUGAAAAGUCGAAAAGACAAAAAAAAUAAAAAAUAAAA
Molecule: messenger RNA, 3843 nt
Organism: Lutra lutra (Eurasian river otter)
Lineage: Eukaryota; Metazoa; Chordata; Mammalia; Carnivora; Mustelidae
Gene: ZBTB7A
Product: zinc finger and BTB domain containing 7A
Exons: 3
Coding region: 670-2436 (588 amino acids)
Biological process (GO): regulation of transcription by RNA polymerase II
Molecular function (GO): protein binding; DNA-binding transcription factor activity, RNA polymerase II-specific; RNA polymerase II cis-regulatory region sequence-specific DNA binding
Source: RefSeq, a predicted model, not a curated record